Phaeoacremonium minimum UCRPA7 is the source of this 1233-nucleotide messenger RNA. Its product is annotated as putative chalcone synthase c protein. Gene Ontology annotation, biological process: polyketide biosynthetic process. Gene Ontology annotation, molecular function: acyltransferase activity, transferring groups other than amino-acyl groups. NCBI's taxonomy places the organism in Eukaryota, Fungi, Ascomycota, Sordariomycetes, Togniniales, Togniniaceae. The record is from RefSeq and is a predicted model, not a curated record. The coding region runs from base 1 to 1233 and encodes 410 amino acids. The transcript is spliced from 2 exons.
AUGAAGAAGGUCCUAUCCAUAAACCAGUUCACAGGGAUAGAAGCACGGUCAUCCAUUGGCACGCCAGACCACCCCCUCGUGAACCAGGAGCAUGCGCCGUCAAUCACAGAGCUUCACGACAUCUUCAUGAGCGACGGCGUGCCGCUUGCAGUGGCAGCGGCGCAAAAAGCCAUUGCCGAGGCCAGGCUUGACCUCCGCGAGAUCACGCACGUUGUUGCAACCACGUGCACGGACAGCGCAAACCCCGGCUAUGAUCACUACGUCUGCAAGGGCCUUGGGAUCACGCACCAGGUCGAGAAGGUGCUUCUGCACGGAGUCGGCUGCAGUGGCGGUCUCGCUGCACUGAGAACGGCUGCCAACCUGGCACUAGGGCAUGCUAUGCGUGGGAAGCCGGCGCGUAUAUUAUGUGUGGCACUCGAGAUCAGCACCACGAUGGUCCGAAGCGAGCUGGACAGCAUUGACAAGCUCGGCGAGACGAGGAUAGGCGCCGCUCUGUUCUCUGACUGUGGAAGCGCAUUGGUGUUGAGCAACGGCAUCGGGGAGUCUGCUGAGCCUGUCUACGAGCUGUUAGGCUGGGAUCACAGGAUAAUACCGGAGACGGAAGAAGACCUGGGUUUUGACGUCGAUCCAGUUGGCUGGAAAGUCGUGCUCUCACCUCGAGUGCCAAAGAUUGCUGAAGCAGCCCUAAGACCAGCAUUUGCGGACCUCAUUUCUUGUCUACCUCCACUGCCUGAAGAUUUCCAGAAGGCGGAAGACUUUGACUGGGCCAUGCAUCCUGGCGGCGCAACAAUUCUGUCCGGGGCAGAGCGAGCGCUAAGUAUCAAGCCAGAAGCGAUGAGGGCUUCUUACACCACGUACAUGAACCACGGCAACUCGAGCAGCGCAACGAUAUUCAGUGUCAUGGACUGCCUACGGAGCAAAGACAUGGAUGCCAUUGCACCAGGAGGCCGACCGAAGGAUUACGUUGUGGGCUGUGCCUUCGGACCUGGAAUUGCAGUCGAGAUGUGCAUGCUGAAGCGCAACAAGGGUGUACAGAGUAUCAGCGGGCUACAGACACCUCCAGAGACUGAAAGUGAAGCCAGUGAUGAAGACGUCGCGAACCAGGCUGCCGAUUGGGAUUCCAAUGUCAUAGAGACAGCCCAGGAGAAAUCCGGCGUCGAAGACACAGCUGCUGUGAAGGUUUCUGAUGCUCAGUUCAUAAGCGAGGCGCUGGAAGGAGUUGAGUUGGAUUAG